This is a messenger RNA of Lactuca sativa (garden lettuce), 1576 nucleotides long. RefSeq names its product 2-oxoglutarate (2OG) and Fe(II)-dependent oxygenase superfamily protein. NCBI's taxonomy places the organism in Eukaryota, Viridiplantae, Streptophyta, Magnoliopsida, Asterales, Asteraceae. The record is from RefSeq and is a predicted model, not a curated record.
AACACCAAUUUGGAAAGUGUUAGAUGCCCACUAAAUGUUACGUUAUGUGACAUCCAAGCAGACAGUUUCUAUUUAAAUUUAUCGAUUAUAUGUAGGGGAUGUUUCAUCUAUCAUCAUAUUGAUCCAGAAUUUUAGGUUCUCUCUUACAUGACAUGUCAAUAUACCAUGAAACAAAGUUCAACUUUUAGAACGACAAGCUCGGAUAACUAUGACAUUGGUAAGCCAAAUAUAGGACAGCAUAUAUUAUCCAAGAAAAAUUAUAAGAUCUGCGAAUUUUAAGCGUUUCAUUGUGAUGUUCAAUUUUCCCAAUAACUUAUAUGCUAAGAAGCAUUUGAAAAAUACACGUUGACGACGCAUUCAAUAAGACGUGUGUAUCGCAUGCAAGCCACUUCAAUCCCACAAAACGUGGCAUGCAAAUAGUAUAAAAAGCUCUUUACUUCCAUCUCUUUCUCUUUCUCUUCCAUUUGAUUGCACAUUGGACGUAACAAAACAUCCUGCCAUGGCUCUCGCUCGCAUUAAGAAUCGUCUGUCAUCCUCAUCAUCAUCACCAGCACCACCUCCUUCUCCGACGCCACUCAGUGCCAGAGGCAAUCGGAGUGAUCCAGCUUUCAGCAAUUAUGUUGACAAGAUGAAGCACAUGCCAGAUCUGAAUCUUCCGGAUUAUGUCAACAGAUCUGUCAUUGCAGAUGUUGAAUACCGUUUGAUUAAAAACAAGGAUAGGAAUUCCAUUAGUGAGAUGAUGAGAUCUGCAAAAAAGUAUGGUGUAUUUCGGAUUAGUGGGCAUGGGAUCUCAACGGAGGAGCUACAACAAGCAUUCACAGAGGCGGAAUUCUGCUUUGGAUUGUUGGCUGACCGGUGGAGUCGCGAUGGAGAUCGGGAGGAAUUUCAAUGGUCACGAUCCGCCAUUGCUGCUGCCGAACGUAGGCGAGACGUUGCGCGAGAGGAGAGAUUUCGCAAGUUUAGCCAAAAGAUGGACAAUAUUGCAAGUAAACUUGAAGUAAUAGCAGAUGCUGCUGCCACGAUUGUAGGAAGCUAUGGAAGCAAACAUUCUCGAAAGAAAAUCAAGGAAAAUGAAACGAGAAUGACAUUGUUCAAGCAUAAUAACUCGGCUCUUCAACCUCAUACCCCACGAUCUUCCCACACUCCACGUGCAGCUGCUGAUGGAAAAACAGAAUCAUGUUCGUUUGCUUUAGGCCUUCAUAUCCCAACCGAGCAAGCUGAAUUUUGCCUCUUAACCAGUGAAGGCCCAUUGUCUUUUAGAACUAGCCCCGACACUAUUAUCUUCACCUUUGGAGAACAACUACAGGAAUGGAGCUGUGGAGAGUUUAAAGGUUCAUUCGGGGAGAUAAAUAUAGAGCCAGAAAUACAAGCAGAAGGAGCAUACUCCAUAGAGCUCAAGUGUUCACCUUCCAUCCUUAAUCAUGCGGUUGAUAGGAUCAACACCUUUUCUAUAACGGAUCAGAUCCUCUUUCUACUAGCUCUUUCUAUUCUAUAUUGUUUAAUUUCCUUUUUACUAUCUUAGAUUUAUGCACAAACUAAAAUAUUUCUAUUUUUGGACAUUUUCUUUCUACUGCAA